Molecule: messenger RNA, 2050 nt
Organism: Neodiprion virginianus
Lineage: Eukaryota; Metazoa; Arthropoda; Insecta; Hymenoptera; Diprionidae
Product: UDP-glycosyltransferase UGT5-like
Exons: 5
Coding region: 154-1743 (529 amino acids)
Molecular function (GO): UDP-glycosyltransferase activity
Source: RefSeq, a predicted model, not a curated record
AAUGAUGAAAAUGCCGUCUCAUGCUUCCUUAUAAGGUCGCGGUGGGAAGUGUACUUGAUUCGAUGUCGUUUAUCCGACCCAAUUAAAUAGUGAGCUCCGGACUUCGAAACGUUACUCAGUGAACUGGGCUGUGAGUAAUUCUAAUUGACGAAAAUGUCACGUUGUUUUGUAUCCGCUGCACUGAUCCUAGUCGCAUGUGUUUUGCAUCAGGGAUAUGCAUCGAGAAUACUGGGAAUAUUUCCGACGCCGUCGUUCAGCCAUCAAGUCGUAUUCCGAGGGCUGACCAUGGCUUUGAGAGAACGCGGACACGAGCUUGUUGUUAUAACGACAGACCCAGUCAACGAUCCAACCCUACAGAACUACACGGAGAUAAAUGUGAACUUUUUAUACGAGUACUUCAAUGGAGAAGUCGAUUGGAUAGCAAGUCGAAAAAAAGAUACAUGGUUUGAAUUGAUCUAUAACUUGGUUCCGCGGUUAGUACUGAUAACUGAAAGAAUUUUCAGUCUCCCAGAAGUGAAAAAGUUGUUUUCAACCAACAGUGGGGAGAAGUUUGACUUGUUAUUAAUUGAGAUGCUGUAUUGGCCCGCCUUUCUACCUCUCGCCAAACAAUUUGAUGUUCCGAUCAUAGGCAUGACAUCUUUAGGUUUGCCUCUUCAAAUACAGUAUGGCAUCGGCAAUCCUAUCAUGCCAUCUCAUCCAGCUCAUUGGGAUGCCGAGAUAAAAGAGCUCGGGAGAUUGUCGUUUUGGCAAAGGCUGCAGAACUUUGUGCACGCGUGGAGAUUCGUGCACUUUUACAGAACCGAUUAUUUGCCAAGGCAGCAGGCGAUCGCGGAGAAACAUUUUGGACGCGGCAUCCCUGAUGUCGCAGACAUGGAAAAUAACGUUAGUUUGGUUUUCGUCAAUCAGCAAGCACCGAUUUCGUUUGUGAAACCAAAUAUACCCAAGAUCAUAGACAUCGGUGGAUUUCACGUCUCAAAGCAGAUUGAGCCGCUGUCGAAGCACCUUCAGAGAAUCCUGGAUGAAGCGACGCAAGGCUUCAUAUACAUGAGCCUUGGAACGAACGUCAGGAGCGUCAUGUUGAGUGAUGAAACACGGGAAGAAUUUCUGGCAGCCUUUUCGAAACUACCCUACACCGUCAUUUGGAAAUUCGAAGAUGAUAUCCUCGUCGGCCAGCCAGAUAACGUAAUAAUCAUGAAGUGGGCUCCGCAGCAAUCCAUCUUAGCGCAUCCCAAUAUCAAAGCUUUCAUAUACCAAGGAGGACUUCAGAGUACAGAAGAGGCGAUUUCUCACGUUGUUCCUGUGAUCGGGUUGCCAGUAUUUGCCGAUCAGGAUACACAUGUCAAUAAAAUGGUGUCCCUUGGCGUUGGAACAAAGUUAGAAAUCCUCACUGUGAACAGGACGGGUUUACUAGAAGCGAUUCAAUCCGUUGUGCUCGACGGCAGCUACAAGCAGCGAAUGUUGAAAUUGCGGGAUUUGAUAAGAGACAAACCGUACGAUUCGUUGGAGAACGCGGUUUGGUGGACGGAACACGUGAUACGUCACAAAGGCGCUCCGCAUCUCCAUUCAACGACAGCCAACGAUCCCUGGUACCAGCGGCAAGAUAUGGACUUGAUUUUUUUAAUUUCUGCUGCGAUUUUGACAGCUUUGACCGUAUCACUAGUUGUACUAUAUAAGUUAUUACUUUACAGUAUUCACGUACUAAAGUAUAAGCUGCUCGUCAGCAAAAAGGAAAAGGUAUGUUAAAAGUUUGAUGAGCCACACUGAACACACCGGUGGAAAUUUGUACCAUGGGUUUGUGUUCCGUCUAUAUCUACUAAAAUCGUCCGAGAUGUUAUUCUUAUUACGAAUAGGUUAUCAUUUUUCUUUCAAAUUUCAUGCUUGCUAAUAGAUUCGGUAUAUUCCGGAGUUCAAGAAACGUCAAUACUAAAUUGUUUUUACUUGUUAAUAACUCGUUAUGGCCAUCACAUCCUGUACAAAUGAGUUUAACAUGUGACAUCACGAUCGUGCGGUUACGCUGAACAAAUACACUUGUAAAAUGAUAUUUACAAUA